This is a messenger RNA of Exophiala viscosa, 2185 nucleotides long. RefSeq names its product L-lactate dehydrogenase. Gene Ontology annotation, molecular function: L-lactate dehydrogenase (cytochrome) activity; heme binding. The transcript has 2 exons. The coding region runs from base 328 to 1851 and encodes 507 amino acids. Lineage: Eukaryota; Fungi; Ascomycota; Eurotiomycetes; Chaetothyriales; Herpotrichiellaceae. The record is from RefSeq and is a predicted model, not a curated record. Gene Ontology annotation, biological process: lactate metabolic process.
CUAACUCUGCAACCACUGGGCGGCGCGAACUCCGUCAUGAUGGACAUCGUUGUUAUCCCCGCCUCCAGAUUUACUUCAUCGAACAAUGCAACACCCAAUCAUCGGAGCAAUGGAGCCCCAUUACUACACCUCCCACAUAUAUCAUAUUGUCCGUGAAACUCUGUUCCAGAGACUUGGAUUGUUUCUUAUAGUCCUCUUCGCCUUCCUCGUCGUCCUUGCCUUCGGCGUUACCCUUUUCUCCACGCCUGGUUCCCGCCCCAGGGCUAUCUCUCCAGAUCCUGAAAGGGAGCCAAUUCUACCUUCUUCACAAAGAGACCUCGAGGCAACAUGAACCACGACGAGGGUGAGAAGCCAAACGUUGGCAAACUUAGCGGAGAAGACGUCGCAAAACACAAUUCGAAAGAUUCCUGCUGGGUUAUUGUCCAUGGCAAAGCAUACGAUGUGACGGACUUUUUACCCGAGCACCCUGGUGGUCCCAAGAUCAUCCUGAAGUAUGCCGGCAAAGAUGCCACCGAAGAGUUCGAUCCCAUUCAUCCUCCAGACACACUCGACAAGUACCUGCCCAAGGACAAGCACUUGGGCCCCGUCAACAUGGAGACGGUCCAACAGGAGGAAAAGGAGGAGAGUCCCGAGGAGAAAGAAAGACAGGAGCGUAUCAAGAACAUGCCACCACUCGAAGCAUGCUACAACCUUAUGGAUUUUGAGAGUGUAGCCAGAUAUGUCAUGAAAAAGACUGCCUGGGCAUACUACAGCUCGGGCGCGGAUGAUGAGAUCACAAUGAGAGAAAACCACUCUGCCUUCCAUAAAAUAUGGUUCCGACCACGGAUACUCGUUGACGUGGAAAAGGUGGACAUUAGCACUACCAUGCUUGGAACAAAAUGCGACAUUCCUUUCUACGUUACAGCUACCGCGUUAGGGAAGUUGGGCCAUGCUGAAGGCGAGGUGGUUCUGACCCGAGGCGCAAAGAAGCACAACGUCAUUCAGAUGAUACCAACAUUGGCGUCCUGCAGCUUCGACGAAAUCUGCGACGCCAGAGAAGGCGACCAAUGCCAAUGGUUACAACUAUAUGUCAACAAGGAUCGAGCAAUUACGGAGAAGAUCGUGCGACAUGCCGAAUCGAGAGGCUGCAAAGGUCUCUUCAUCACAGUCGAUGCUCCUCAAUUGGGCCGACGAGAAAAGGACAUGCGAAGCAAAUUCGACGACAGUGGUUCCAGCGUUCAAAGCACAAGUGGAGACGCCGUGGACAGAUCUCAAGGUGCCGCCAGAGCCAUCUCAAGUUUCAUUGACCCAAGCUUGAGCUGGAAAGAUAUUCCCUGGUUCCUGAGCAUAACGAAGAUGCCCAUCAUUCUGAAGGGCGUGCAAAGAGUGGAAGAUGUGCUGAAGGCCAUAGAGGUUGGAGCACAUGGCGUUGUCCUGUCAAACCAUGGUGGUCGCCAGCUGGAUACAGCACCCUCGGGCAUUGAAGUUCUGGCUGAAGUUAUGCCUGUCCUUCGAGAACGUGGUUUGCAGGAUAAGAUCGAAAUCUUCAUUGACGGGGGUGUUCGACGAGCCACAGACAUUAUCAAAGCCCUCUGCCUGGGAGCGAAGGGCGUAGGUAUUGGACGCCCUUUCCUCUUCGCCAUGUCUGCCUACGGUCUACCUGGUGUGGACCACGCCAUGCAAUUACUCAAAGACGAGAUGGUCAUGAACAUGCGGCUCAUCGGCGCAGCUAAAGUGGAAGAUCUGACACCAGAUAUGGUUGACACACGCGGGAUACAUUCUCACAUUGUGCCGGUACCUAAAGAUUUAUUGGGAGAGCGCUCAUAUGAUCCACUUAUUACAGCACACGAGGGUAUCAAGGCUAAGUUGUGAGCGACCGGCUGUUUCUUGUUCCAUAAAAGAUUUGGCACAGCUGUUAUAUGACUUUAUGUAUAUAGUUCGGAAUAAAUGAGCGCCGAUGUGUACAAGUAGCAUGUCGAGGAAUGGCUGAAGUCCGUGCUUUUUCAGCACCUCUGUCCUGGUCUGCAUGAUGAAAAGGGUUUACGGAUUGCUGAGGUAGUAGAAGUCCAAUGCAUGUGCCAGAUAUAUCAGAGCCACUAUGUUGGAAAGGAAAGAAUUUGGUUCGGGCUCAUUCUAUUAUUGAGAUAUCGGAGCCUUCGGAUAGCGAGUCAUAGAUUGUGGGGUUGACGUAGACACCGAUUCAGCU